UCCUCACAUAUGAGAUUUAUUAUGUUGCAUGAUGUUCGGCAAGAAGAUGGAAUAAAAAAUUUCUUUAACGAUGUCUAUGAUCUGUACAUUAAGUUUGCUAUGAAUCCAUUUUAUGAACCCAACUCCCUCAUUCGAUCAACAGCAUUUGAUAGAAAAGUUCAGUUCCUGGGAAAGAAGCAUCUGUUGAGUUGAACAUUUCUAAUUAUUAAAUGGUACUCUGUAUAUUAAAUAUGUAUAAAAAACGUAAAAGCAGCUGGUGAUUUCACCAGUUUUGUGGUCACUUUAGUAUAUAAUGUUCAUGUUGGAUUUUCCAAUCACUAAUACUUAAAUGAAACAUAACAUCAGUUUGUGUAGAUCCUAAAUGUACAGUGCAAAUGUGCCCACUGAAAGCAAAUGUAAUUGAAAUUGGACCUAUUUUAGUCAUCGUGAAAUGGGGAAAAUUGUAAACCUGAAUGUACAUUAACUAAGGAAAAUAAUUUCUUAUUCUCAGAUUUGCUACUGUGUUUUAUGUUUACUUUACGUGUUUAACAUUGUCAUACUGGUUGUUGUCACCUUACUGGUCCUGCUACUGCCUCAGCUGCAACAAAGAAAUGCUCAUGUUCCAACCAACCAUCUUCUCUGAUUCCAAGAUUAUUCUGUGUAACUAAAGUUAAUUUGGAAGAUAAUAUAAGAUGGCAAAUGAUAAGCUAUUGGAACUGUCCUUCUGGGUUUAAAUGUCUUCAAGUAAAGACUAUGUACCUGUGCACUACCAUAGAUAAUCUUUGCUAACAGUUGAGGUUAGAAAACUGCAUUGCAAUUCUUUCAGAUAGACUUCCAUUUAGCAAAAUGUGUGGUUUGAAUUAUGUAAAUAAAAUUUGACUUUGUAAAUAAAAUGUAACAUAAAUGAUAAUAAAUGUGAAAUUUAGCCUUCUGGGAAAAAAUAAUUUAAUUAAUACAAAGCUGACAUAGUUGAUCUGAAAUCAUUGAUCCUACCAGCUCGUCAGAAGUUAUUUUUUAAUAUAUUUGGUUUAUAAAAAUCUAUGUCAUUAAUAUUUCAAUCACUGACAAUUUUAGUCAACUCCAGCUUUAUUUUGGGCUCCCAAUCAUCUCCUCGGCUGUGGGCCUUGUGGCGACCCACUUUCUGCACAGGCGAACCAGCUCACAAAUAGCCCGCGCAUGGGGAGAGACUUUGGUAAUGCACCUUUGACAUCAUUUCUGCCCGGAGAGGGCGGGAACUAGGGAUUAAAAGCCAGUGCCACGAAGUUUGAAUAAACUAGUCUCAAAACGACUUACCGACUACGUGUUGUUGUUUCUAGCUCUGUGUGUAGCACAUCGCUACAUUGGUGACCCCGACGGUCCAAACAGGAUUUGGACCAAAGAUGACCGACUCUUCAUCUGUUCACACAGUUUUCCUUAAACUGCUGACUUUGGGGACGCUGCGAGCACGCAUGUGGUUUAGCCAAGCAAAAGCCCAGUUCCAGAUUCAGCAGAUAUCUUCUGAUUCCACGCGUUACUAUUACGUGGUGAGCUCCCUUCACCAGGAGACAGCCGCCCAGGUUGCAGAUUCCAUACAGUCGCCCCCGGAAGAAGGCAAACAUGAAGUGUUCAAAGCACUGCUCAUUGGGACCUUUUGCCUCUCACGGCGUGAGCGAGGUGCCCGCCUGCUGCACCUGAACGGUUUGGGAGACAGGCCGCCAUCAGCAUUAAUGAAAGAGAUGCUGGCCCUGGCUGACGGACGCUAGCCCUGCCUCAUGUUUGAGCCAGCGUUCCUGGAGCAACUGCCCGAGGACAUACAUCUGCUGCUGGCCGACGCAGAUUUUAGUGACCCCCCCAGAAGGUGGCGGCCCGGGUAGACGUGCUAUGGAAAGCCAAGAGGGAGAGCGUGGCGUCUGUCAGUCAGAUUACCAAGCAACGCGCCCAACAGCAGAACAGACCAGGGUGUAAGGGGGUGCACACAACACAGAGGCAGGAGUGAGGAGGCCAGUGAACAGUGGUGUUUCUACCACCAGCGGUGGGGCACAGAAGCCCGCCGUUGUCGCCCGCCCUGCAGGGGCCAGGGCCAGCUGCUGCUAAUGGCUAUGGCAGCUGGCCACCAGGACAGCCUCUUGUACGUCUGGGACAAACAGUCGGGAAGCCGCUUCUUGGUUGACACCGGAGCAGAAAUCAGCGUCUUACCCCCGACGGGGUACGACACCCACAACAGGAAGCCAGGACCCACCCUGAGGGCAGCAAACAGCAGCACGAUACGGACCAACGGCACCUGCACAGUGCGGCUGCAGUUCGGCGCCAGCCAGUUCACGUGGGACUUCACACUGGCUGCCGUGGCCCAACCACUCCUGGGGGCGGACUUCUUGCGAGCUCACAGAAUGCUGGUCGACUUGCAAGGCAAAAGACUGGUAUAUGCCGAGACUUUCCAGACGUUCUCCCUGGGUGAAGCCAAGUUGCCGGCCCCACACCUGGACGCCAUCACGCUGUCGGACAACAAAUUCACCAGAAUCCUGGCGGACUUCCCAUUGAUUCUGGCACUGCAGUUCAUGGCAGCCAUGCCUAGACAUAGAGUACAGUACCACAUCCCGACCCAGGGACCACGCGAGCGCACCAAGGCUUCCCCCGGAAAAGCUCCACCUGGCGAAGGAGGAGUUCAAGAGGAUGGAGGAAUUGGGGAUCGUACGGAGGUCUGACAACCCAUGGGCCUCCCCCCUGCACAUGGUGCCCAAGGCAACAGGGGAUAGGAGACUGUGGUGACUACUGCAGGCAGAACCAGGCUACAUCUCCAGACUGCUACCCCAUGCCACACCUACAGGACUUUGCAGCAAACCUGCACGGGGCAAGAAUCUUUUCUAAAGUAGACCUCGUACGGGGAUGCCAUCAAAUCCCAGUGCACACUGAAGACGUCUCCAAAACAGCAGUCAUCGGCCUGUUCGAGUUCCUCCGAAUGCCAUUCGGCCUGAAGAAUGCUGCGCAGACGUUCCAGCGGCUCAUGGACGCAGUGGGCCGCGACCUGGACUUUGCGUUCAUCUACUUGGACGACAUCCUUAUAGCCAGCAGUUGUCGUCAGGAGCAUCUGUCCUACCUCCGCCAGCUCUACUCCCACCUGAGUGAAUAUGGCCUCACAAUCAACCCGGCCAAAUGCCAGUUCGGUCUUGAUACCAUCGACUUCCUGGGCCACAGGAUUACCAAAGACGGGGCAACACCUCUGCCCGCCAAGGUAGACGUGAUCCACCACUUUGCCUGGCCCAACACAGUCAAAGGCCUGCAGGAGUUCGUUGGUAUAGUGAAUUUCUACCACCAUUUCCUCCCCUCAGCAGCCCGUAUCAUGCGCCCUUUGUACACCCUAAUGUCGGAUAAAGGCAAGGACGUUACUUGGGACGAUGAGGCCUUGGCAGAUGCUGCAAUGCAUCGUUCCGACCGCCCUCACAUCCGACACAGCAGUCGAUGGGGUGCUGGAGCAGCUCAUCGAGGGGCGCUGGCAACCCCUGGUGUUCUUCAGCAAGCACCUACGACCACCCAAACUCAAGUACAGUGCCUUCGACCGUGAACUGUUGGCUCUGUAUCUGGCAAUCCGGCAUUUCAGAUAUUUCUUAGAAGGCAGGCCGUUCACCGCGUUCACGGACCACAAACUGUUGACCUUCGCGUUUACGAAGGUGUCCGAUCCCUGGUCGGCUUGCCAGCAGCAACACCUGUCCUACAUUUCUGAGUACACGAUGGACAUCCAGCAUGUCUCGGGAAAGGACAACGUCGUGGCGGACGCACUCUCCAGACCAGCUAUCCAGGCCCUGUCCCAGGGGGUGGACUAUGCAGCAUUGGCGGAGGCGCAGCAGGGAGAUGCCGAGAUGCCCAGCUUCAGGACCGCAGUCUUGGGUUUGCAGCUGCAGGACUUCCUCGUAGGCCUAGGUGAGAAGACCCUCCUGUGCGAUGUGGCUACCAGCCAACCUCGCCCCAUUGUCCCGGCAGCCUGGCAGUGGCAAGUUUUCAACUCCAUACACGGUUUGGUGCACCCAUCUAUCAGGACAACUGUCCGGCUGGUCUCCAGCAAGUUCGCAUGGCACGGACUUUGCAAACAGGUCAGCAAAUGGACCGGAACAUGCACACAGUGCCAAACAGCCAACGUGCAGCGGCACACUAAAGCCCCGCGGACAUUCGACCACAUUCACGUGGAUAUUGGGGGGCCCCUACCAGUGUCACAAGGAGCGCGGUACCUCCUAACUAUGGUAGACCGGUUCACGAGAUUGCCAGAGGCAGUCCUGCUCACCGACACAUCUGCUGAUUCCUGCGCCCGAGUGCUGAUUGCAACCUGGGGAGCAUGCUUUGGGGUACCGGCUAACAUUACCUCCAACCGAGGCGCCCAGUUCAUCUCCAGCUUGUGGUCGGCUGUGGCCAGCUUGUUGGGAACGCAGUUAACACCACACAACUGCCUACGACCCACAGUCGAACAGACUAGUGGAACGCUUCCACCGUUACUUGAAGUCAGCUCUCAUGGCCCACCUGAGAGGACCUAAUUGGGUGAACGAGCUUCCCUGGGUCCUGCUUGGACUUCGCACAGCGCCUAAAGAGGAUCUGUGUGCCUCGUCGGCAGUGUUGGUGCACAACUCACCCCUGGUCGUCCCAGGAGAGUUCAUACCAGACCCAAGGGAGCAAGAGGAAGAACCUGCAGCAGUCCUGGACAGACUAUGCGAAAGGCUCGGCAACCUGGCCCCCGUACCAACUUCACAUCACGGACAGACCCCGACCUACGUACCCAAAGACCUGCAGAACUGUAAAUUUGUGUUUGUACGAAGGGGCGCACACAGGGCACCGCUACAGCGGCUAUACAAGGGGCCGUUCAAGGUGAUCAGGGACAAUGGGUCCAUGUACAUUUCGGACAUUGGGGGGAAAGAGGAGGUUUUCACGGUGGACCGAUUAAAACCAGCCCAUGUGGACUUGGCGCAGCUGGUCGAGGUUCAGGCACCGUGGCGCAAAUGCAAACAGCCAAACAGAGACUGAUCCAGACUGUGGAUAUUGGGGGUGUAUUGCCGGUUCCGGGGGUGGGGGGGGGGGGGUUAUGUGGCGACCCACUUUCUGCCCAG
Hypanus sabinus (Atlantic stingray) is the source of this 5045-nucleotide messenger RNA. RefSeq names its product trafficking protein particle complex subunit 2 (gene trappc2). Gene Ontology annotation, cellular component: cytoplasm; nucleus; TRAPP complex. The record is from RefSeq and is a predicted model, not a curated record. Lineage: Eukaryota; Metazoa; Chordata; Chondrichthyes; Myliobatiformes; Dasyatidae. Gene Ontology annotation, biological process: DNA integration; endoplasmic reticulum to Golgi vesicle-mediated transport. The transcript is spliced from 2 exons. The coding region runs from base 3351 to 4478 and encodes 375 amino acids. Gene Ontology annotation, molecular function: nucleic acid binding.